This is a messenger RNA of Protopolystoma xenopodis, 828 nucleotides long. NCBI's taxonomy places the organism in Eukaryota, Metazoa, Platyhelminthes, Monogenea, Polystomatidea, Polystomatidae. The record is from the annotation of a GenBank genome assembly.
CCUAGCCCAGGUUGUAGUGGUGCUUUCGCAGGCGAUUCUGGCCGAACAAUUGCCCCUAUCACUGCAGGAAACGAUGCUUCUGUUCGCCUCGAUGCAUUGGCCAGCGGGCUUCCUCUGCACUCAAUUUCACCACCACCUACCCCAGUAGUCGCUCGCCCCUCCGCCAGGACUAGCGGUAGCAGCAAAGAAGCCCGACAACAGCGUUCGGUAUUCGGAAAAUCUGUCGGCGGCAUCAGCACGGCUUCCUCACUGUCAAGUCCAUCGACGUCAGUACCUGGGAGCCUUUGUACUUCACCAGCGGGAGAAAUCUGCUCUCUGGGUCUUAGCGUAGAUGAGAUCGCUGCUGGUUUGGUGUCUAAACUGACACCCGCCAAUGUUGCCGAUUUAGUACUUCUCAGCAUGGUCGUUCUACCAGAUAAGAUGCCCUCGGCCUUUCAAGCCACGUACACACCGAUUGCCGCGGCCGGGACUCAGGCCCAGAUCCGACAUCUGGCUCGCUUGCUUGCCGCCCAAUUGGCAUUUUGGGUGAGUGCCGGGCAGUCACGCACACAGUCUAGACCGGAGCCGAAUUCCACGAGCGCUGCUAUGAUAGCCAGUGAACGUGAAGAGGCUGGCACAAUGCUACGCCAGCUUGUACUGGGCCCAGCUGGGCCGGGUGGCCCUGUUACUGCCGGCGAUAGGCGCAGGAAGAAAAUGGCCACUGCUUCUAUCUCUGGCGGUGGAGCCGGAGCCGGAACCGCAGCCACGGGAGCCGGGGAAUUGGGAGCAACUGGAGAUGUGAUCACAUCCAGAAAGAGGGUUUUGGUAGUAGAUGAUCGUUAUUGUUGA